This is a messenger RNA of Penicillium canariense, 462 nucleotides long. RefSeq lists its product as uncharacterized. Bases 1 to 462 code for a protein of 153 amino acids. NCBI's taxonomy places the organism in Eukaryota, Fungi, Ascomycota, Eurotiomycetes, Eurotiales, Aspergillaceae. The record is from RefSeq and is a predicted model, not a curated record. The transcript is spliced from 2 exons.
AUGCGACCUAGAACGAUAUCACUCCGCUCAAAAUCGAUCGUUAACUCGAUAAGGGAUCGAAUCAGACAAGGGGACACAAAGCAUAAGGUAGAGACCCCAAGCGGAUGGAGAUACGGAGGGGAAGACUUCACGAAAUUGGUAGAUUCGCUGCAGGUUGAGAUUGACAAGGACCUUCAAAAUGAUGGCAUUCAUGUGAAUAUUCCUUCCUACCAUUUCCCUGUCGGCAUUUAUAAGGUUUUGGCAUGUACGGUGCGACGCUUUAAUAAGGGCGAGCCGAUCCUUAACCCGCUUUAUCCGACGAAACGCCUAAUCAUUAUCCCUGUCAACGGGGCCGCGUCUCUUUCCCCCGGCGGUUCGCUUUCGAUCGAUACCUAUUGUUUUAUUGAAGGAAUACCGACGCUCUCUGGAGAGGGUAUUGACGUGGUGAUUGUUGCCUAUGAAUUAAAAUCCCUUAACGCAUAG